AUGCCUAUCGAAACCCCCAAAGCCAGCUCCCUCAAAGAUCUAUUCAGUCUCAAAGACAAGGUCGUGGUCGUCACCGGCGCCUCUGGGCCCCGCGGAAUCGGCCUGGAAGCAGCCCGCGGCUGUGCCGAAAUGGGCGGCAACAUCGCCAUCACAUACUUCACGCGACGAGAGGGAGCCGAGGCAAAUGCUAAAGCCCUGGAAGAGGAGUACGGCAUCAAAACCAAAGCCUAUAAAUGCGAUACUUCAAAAUGGAACGAAGUACAAGAGCUAGUCGCAAACGUGAUCGCCGACUUCGGCAAGAUCGAUUCGUUCAUCGCGAACGCGGGCCGCACCACCGACAAGGGUGUUCUCGAUGGCUCGGUUGAAGACUGGGAGAACAUCAUCCAGGCAGACCUUAACUCGGUCUUUUACUGUGCCAAGGCUGUUGGUCCGCAUUUCAAGGAGCGCCGCACGGGAAGCUUUGUGAUCACUGCUUCGAUCUCGGGGCAUAUUGCCAAUUACCCACAGGAGCAGACUUCGUACAAUGUUGCUAAGGCUGGAUGUAUUCACAUGGCUCGCUCAUUGGCUAAUGAGUGGAGGGACUUUGCUCGUGUUAACAGUAUCUCGCCUGGAUAUAUUAAUACUGGAUUGGGGGAUUUUGUGGAUGCGGAGACCCAGGAGGGUUGGAAUAAAAUGAUUCCUAUGGGUCGCCAAAGUGAUCCUAAGGAGUUAAAGGCGGCUUAUGUGUACUUUGCUAGUGAUGCUAGUAGUUACACUACUGGUGCGGAUCUGCGGGUUGAUGGAGGUUAUAUUUGUCGGUAA
This is a messenger RNA of Penicillium vulpinum, 801 nucleotides long. RefSeq names its product SDR family oxidoreductase. The transcript has a single exon. Gene Ontology annotation, cellular component: intracellular anatomical structure. NCBI's taxonomy places the organism in Eukaryota, Fungi, Ascomycota, Eurotiomycetes, Eurotiales, Aspergillaceae. Gene Ontology annotation, molecular function: oxidoreductase activity, acting on NAD(P)H, oxygen as acceptor. Bases 1 to 801 code for a protein of 266 amino acids. The record is from RefSeq and is a predicted model, not a curated record.